Messenger RNA from Ostertagia ostertagi, 264 nucleotides. The record is from the annotation of a GenBank genome assembly. NCBI's taxonomy places the organism in Eukaryota, Metazoa, Nematoda, Chromadorea, Rhabditida, Trichostrongylidae.
AUGCUCGGUCAACAAGAGCUGCAGUUUUUCUUCCGGCUUCCCGCCGUCAUAAAUGAAGAGCGUGAUUGGCGCAGUGCUUUGGGUCAAAUUAAGGAAGGAUACAGCGAUUUCAAUUUCCCUCUUUCGGAGUUCAACAAAGUCCCUGCCGCGUUCUUGGCCGCUAUGGAGAAACAUGCCGGUGGUGUUACUGCUGAGCAAAAGAAGGAAUGGGAGGCGCUAUUUGACAAAGCCUACAAGGACAUGAAGACGUGGGGAUGGUACUGA